CCCCCGGCCCCGCCGCCGCUGCAGUCAUGGCUGCUGAUGGGGUGGACGAACGCUCGCCUCUGCUGUCAGCAUCCCAUUCGGGAAAUGUCACUCCCACGGCCCCGCCGUACUUGCAGGAAAGCAGCCCCAGAGCGGAACUCCCCCCUCCAUAUACAGCCAUUGCCAGUCCUGAUGCCACUGGUAUUCCAGUAAUUAACUGCCGUGUGUGCCAGUCUCUCAUCAACUUGGAUGGCAAGCUUCACCAGCAUGUGGUUAAGUGCACGGUUUGCAAUGAAGCUACGCCAAUCAAAAACCCCCCAACAGGGAAGAAAUAUGUUAGAUGCCCUUGUAAUUGUCUCCUCAUUUGUAAGGACACAUCUCGGCGAAUAGGAUGUCCGAGACCUAACUGUAGACGCAUAAUUAACCUUGGCCCAGUAAUGCUUAUUUCUGAAGAACAACCAGCUCAACCUGCAUUGCCAGUCCAACCAGAAGGUACAAGGGUCGUGUGUGGGCAUUGUGGAAACACGUUCCUGUGGAUGGAACUGAGGUUCAACACUCUGGCAAAAUGCCCACACUGCAAAAAAAUUUCCUCAGUGGGUAGUGCGCUUCCACGAAGACGCUGCUGUGCAUAUAUUACCAUUGGGAUGAUAUGUAUUUUCAUUGGAGUUGGAUUAACUGUUGGCACCCAAGAUUUUGCAAGGCGAUUUCAUGCAACCUAUGUUUCUUGGGCAAUUGCUUAUCUCUUAGGUUUGAUCUGUCUUAUCCGAGCUUGUUACUGGGGAGCCAUAAGAGUGAGUUAUCCAGAACAUAAUUUUGCCUAAGCUUGCUUCUGAUUCAGUGAUGCAGGGGAGAGCAUCUAGCAGUUCUUGAUAAACUACUCUGGACAUCUUUAAAUCAUUUAUCCUAAUGGAUUCCAUUCUAGUUUAUGUAUAAAGUUUCAAGACUUUGCGAGUAUUUUAUGAACAAAUGCCCAUUGCACUACAUUAUAUGCAAAUAGUUUGUUUGCUGCUAGAUUUUCAAGCUCUGAAUAAUAAAACUGUGUCUUCAUGUUCUUUUACAUCUCUUAAAAGAUAUUUUUGGAUUUGUCACCAAACAUUACGUAUAACAUCACCCUUCCAUUAUUUUUAAGUCAGUUAUUCCAUUACUUGCUCAUCUGUGAGUAUUCCCAAGGAGUGUUUAUAAAUGUUUCUACAAUAGCUUCACAUUUAUACUCACAUUUUAAUUAAACAGUAUCAAAAUUGCUUGCUUUAAUAUCUAAGCAAUAUGCAUUUUGCUUGAACUGCUUACUGUAACUUUAACCUAAGAUCAUAGUGACCUUAUUCAGGAAAAACAAUUGAGUGUACCUUCAAAGACUUGACAUUCUUGUCAGAUAAAAACCAUUUCUAGAUACUGUAUGCUUGUUUUUUGUUGUUUGUAGAAAGAUACAAUAUUUUGGUAGUAA
Molecule: messenger RNA, 1420 nt
Organism: Hyaena hyaena (striped hyena)
Lineage: Eukaryota; Metazoa; Chordata; Mammalia; Carnivora; Hyaenidae
Gene: PIP4P2
Product: phosphatidylinositol-4,5-bisphosphate 4-phosphatase 2
Exons: 7
Coding region: 27-800 (257 amino acids)
Biological process (GO): phosphatidylinositol dephosphorylation
Cellular component (GO): phagocytic vesicle membrane; lysosomal membrane; late endosome membrane
Molecular function (GO): phosphatidylinositol-4,5-bisphosphate 4-phosphatase activity
Source: RefSeq, a predicted model, not a curated record